AUGAGCAACGCUGAGAUAAUUGCUUCUACUAAUCUUAUAAUUCUGCUAGAGGAUGAAGUCUUUGCUGACUUUUUCAACACAUUUCUUUCUCUUCCGGUUUUUGGUCAAACACCAAUUUAUAUGGUUGAAAAUUCGCAGUGGAGCUUGUGGCCAGAAAUUCCUUAUGACACAGUUGCCAAGUACAAAGGAUUAUUGACCUGGUUGGAAAAAUACCGGUUACCUUUCUUCUGUAAAACAAACUUGUGUUUCCAUUAUAUUCUCUGUCAGGAGCUUAUCAGUUUUAUUAAAUCCCCAGAAGGAGCCAAAAUGAUGAGAUGGAAAAAGGCAGACCAGUGGCUACUGGAGAAGUGCAUUGGCGGGGUCAGAGGGAUAUGGCGCUUCUGUUCCUACCUCAAGAACAGUGCAGGGGAAGACUUGGUGGAUUUCUGGAUCCUUGCUGAGAAGAUCUUGAGCAUAGAUGAGACGGACCUUGAAGUGAGAGACUACUACCUGUCCCUGCUUCUUGUGCUGAAGGCCACCCAUCUUCAGGAGGGUUCCAGGGUGGUGACACUCUGCAGAAUGAACAUAAAGUCCCUCUUGAACCUCUCCAUCUGGCAUCCUAACCAGACCACAUCCAGGAGGGAGAUCCUAAGCCACAUGCAAAAGGUGGCUUUGUUCAAACUCCAGAGUUAUUGGCUUCCCAACUUUUACACCCAUGCCAAAAUGGCCAUGGCCAAGGAGGAAGCAUGCCAAGGUCUGAUGCAGGAAUAUGAGACUCGCCUGUGCAGUAUUUGCUGCUCCCACACAGGGGGACUCCCUCUGAACAUGACCAUCAAGAAGAAUGACCACUUUCAGAAGGAGUACUCGAGCAGGAAAACCAAGAGGAAGAUGUGGCAGUUGAUAGAUCCUGGAUCUUGGUUUCUGGAAAUGGACUCUGAGCCAGAUACCAACAUUAUGCCCCCACAGGAGCUGUGUCCUCAAGAAAAGGUGGUUAAACAAAUGCCUCCCCUGAAAGUGGAUUCUUCAAAGGAGAAAAUAUUCAAUCCCCCGGAAAAGCAUAGUCGCUCUGUCAGGAAGUUGAGCAUGAAGAAGAAAGCCAAGAGUCACCUCCAUAUGGAGGGCCUCUUUGAGACAAGGUUCACUACUCACCUGAGGAUUGCCACUCCCAUCACACAUUACUCCUCCCAGAUAACUAUGAAGAAGGCCAGCAAGCAAAGCCUCUCCAUCGGGUAUACCCACUGGGCCUUGUGUGCUGAUGCUUAUGCAGGGAGUCCUUUCCGGAGCCACCUGAAAAAACAGAAUUUGAAAGUGGAGACCCAACUUCUGGACCUCUGGCAGGACCUACACCAUUUUCUCGGUGUCCUGAUGAACAACAGAAAGAAUGGGAAUGCCGUAUUUCGUCACAUGCUGGGUAACAGAAUUUGUGAGCUCUACCUGAGCGAGCAGAUUGGUCCACCCUUACCACUCAAAUCCCAGAUCAUCCAGGGCCUAAAGGAAUUGCUGCCUUAUGGGAAUGUGAACCCCUGGAUUCCCAAAGCCCAGGAGGAAAUCUGCAAGAUCCUUAGGCCCAGGUAUGAUGAAUUCCUGAAUGAAGAGGACUACUGGUUUCUUUCUUUUACAACUCAGAACAGGCCAAUCAGUACCCAGUGGCAUAAAAAAGACUCGAUAAGCAAAGAAGAGAACAUUCUUCUUUGUAAGAGGGUUCAGGAAUCUCUGGAGUUAAGCCAUGCUUUGGCUACCACAGAGAAAAUGGAUUCUAUGCAGUGGCAAAAGAUAGCUACUGAAGACCUGAGACAAGGAGGGUCUCUCCAGGUAGAGCUGUCACCACCAAUGUUUCUAGUAGACCUAAGCAAAAUGUCCUUUGAAGAACUCUGCUGCAAGAAUCCAAAAAUGGCCAUAGAGAAGAUAAGUGAUGACUAUAAAGCAUAUUGUGAGAGAGCACCUCAUAUAGAUUAUCCAGUAGAAAUUGUCAAGGAACCAAAAGUAGUACGUUUACCCUCACCAAGAAAAAUGUCUGUCUUCAAAAAAAGUGGUCUAAGAAAGCCUUCAAUGAGACCCAGAAACAUGACAGAAGUCCUCCUAAAUACACAGCACGUGGAGUACUUCCGGGAGUUCCUCAAAGAACGGAAGGCUGAAAGCCCAUUGGACUUCUUGGUAGCCGUACAGAAGAUUGUCAUAGAAACCAAUGACAAAUCUUAUAAGUCUCUUGUGGAAAAUUUACUCAAGACUUUUUUCCACAAUGAUAUCUCUCCUGAGGAAAUACUGCAGUGUGAUGCCCCGCUUAUCAAAGAAAUCGCAAACAUGCGUCAUGUCAGUACAACCAUGUUGUUAAUGCUGCAGAACUUUAUCAUGAAAUCAGUGGAAGAAAAGUGGUUUAAAGAUUACCAAGAACUGUUUCCACCUCGUCCUCUGGAGAUGGAACCACAAAUUCAACCUUCACCUAGGAAGCCCUCAAAAACAGCAACAACUCACCUGCAGGAAUUCCAGAAGAGAGGCUGGAUGAAAAUGAUCAACUUUAUCAGAAGCUUUUGCAAGUACCGUAGAUUUAUGUCGAAUCCUAGUAAGCGCCAGGAAUUUGAAGACUAUCUUCACAUGGAAAUGCAAAUUAGCAAAGACAAUUUCUCUGUAUCGACCAACACGUCAGGACGUUCAGCCCUUCUAUCCACAAACGUCCGGAGUACAGAACAAGAGAAUGGAGAAAUGACCUUUGUAAAGCGUCGUAUAUAUGGCCACAGGGUUAUCACUGUUAACUUUGCAAUCAAUGACAUAUAUUUCUUUUCUGAAAUGGAGAAAUUUAACGAUUUGGUGAGUUCAGCUCAAAUGCUGUUGGUCAACCGAGCAUACAGUGAGAAUGAUGUGCUUCUAAUGCGAUCCAAAAUCAAUAUUAUCUUAAAGCUCUUCCUGCAUUCUGACAUCCCUCCAAAGCUGAGGGUACUGUUCCUGGAAGGCGACUAG
Molecule: messenger RNA, 2934 nt
Organism: Nycticebus coucang (slow loris)
Lineage: Eukaryota; Metazoa; Chordata; Mammalia; Primates; Lorisidae
Gene: RGSL1
Product: regulator of G protein signaling like 1
Exons: 18
Coding region: 1-2934 (977 amino acids)
Source: RefSeq, a predicted model, not a curated record